CCUCCUCCUCGCUAGGUGAGCCAGGCAGCCAAGCGCCGAGGCCAUGGCCAUGGGCACCUUGGGGAAAGCGAGAGAAACUCCGCGGAAGCCCUCGCAUGGCUGCCAUGCUACCCCCAAAGCAAGACUAGAGGCGAAGCCAAGCAACCCUCUCCCCUCUCAUCCCAACUUGGCCCAGAUCGCUCAGUUCCGAAUGAUGAUGUCGCUGGGACACUUAGCCAAAGGAGCCAGCCUGGGCGAUCUCAUUGAAACGUGUAUUCACUCUUUUGAUACUGAUGGAAACUUAUGUCGGAGUAACCAGCUGCUACAAGUGAUGCUAACCAUGCAUCGGCUUAUCAUCUCGUCUACUGACUUGCUCCAAAAGCUCAUCGAACUAUAUAAGGAUGCUUUGGCCAAGCAUUCAUCUGGGCUUUGUCUGAAGAUCUGCUAUUUUGUAAGAUAUUGGAUAACGGAAUUCUGGGUCAUGUUUAAAUUGGAUGCCAGCUUGACAAACACUAUGGAGGAGUUUCAGGAAUUGGUGAAAGCUAACGGUGAGGAGUUACACUGCCGCCUAAUUGACACAACUCAAAUCAAUGCCCGAGACUGGUCUAGGAAGCUUACUCAAAGGAUAAAGCCCAACACCAGUAAGAAACGGAAAGUCUCACUUCUCUUUGAUCAUCUGGAGCCAGAAGAAUUGUCUGAGCAUCUUACUUACCUUGAAUUCAAAUCUUUCCGAAGGAUAUCGUUCUCCGAUUAUCAAAAUUACAUUGUGAAUAGCUGUGUGAAGGAGAAUCCCACCAUGGAACGGUCCAUUGCCUUAUGCAACGGCAUAUCCCAGUGGGUGCAGCUGAUGGUACUCAGCCGUCCCACCCCACAACUCCGGGCGGAAGUCUUCAUCAAGUUCAUAAAGGUGGCUCAGAAACUCCAUCAGCUGCAGAACUUCAACACGUUGAUGGCUGUGAUUGGAGGACUAUGUCACAGCUCCAUCUCCAGGCUGAAGGAGACAAGUUCUUAUGUUCCCCAUGAGAUCAACAAGGUACUCAGUGAAAUGACAGACCUACUGUCCUCUUGUAGAAACUAUGACAACUACCGGCGAGCCUAUGGGGAAUGCACCCACUUCAAGAUUCCCAUCCUAGGCGUGCACCUCAAAGACCUGAUCUCCUUGCAUGAGGCUAUGCCUGAUUACCUGGAAGACAGGAAAGUGAAUUUCCACAAGCUGCUGGCCCUCUACAACCACAUCAAUGAGCUGGUCCAACUGCAGGAGGUGGCACCACCCCUGGAAGCCAAUAAGGACUUGGUGCACUUGCUGACGUUAUCCCUGGAUCUCUACUAUACUGAAGAUGAAAUCUAUGAGCUUUCCUACGCUCGUGAACCAAGAAAUCACAAAGCUCCACCUUUAACACCUUCAAAGCCUCCAGUUGUAGUAGACUGGGCCUCCGGAAUAUCUCCCAAACCUGAUCCAAAGACCAUCAGCAAACAUGUGCAGAGGAUGGUGGAUUCUGUUUUCAAGAACUAUGAUCAUGACCAAGAUGGAUAUAUUUCCCAGGAAGAGUUUGAAAAGAUUGCUGCCAGCUUCCCCUUCUCCUUUUGUGUGAUGGAUAAGGACAGGGAAGGCUUAAUCAGUCGGGAUGAAAUCACUGCCUACUUCAUGAGGGCCAGUUCGAUCUAUUCCAAGUUAGGCCUUGGCUUUCCUCAUAACUUCCAGGAGACAACUUACUUAAAGCCUACCUUCUGUGACAACUGCGCUGGAUUUCUUUGGGGAGUGAUAAAACAAGGUUAUCGGUGCAAAGAUUGUGGGAUGAACUGCCACAAACAGUGCAAAGACCUGGUUGUGUUUGAGUGCAAGAAGAGAGCCAAGAGUCCAGCUAUGCCAGCAGAGAACAGCACCUCUGCUGGGCUAGCAUCUACCCUCUGCCCCCUCGGAGUCAAAGAUCCGCUACAUGGAUCUGAAGAAGGACCUUUCCUAGUAAAUGGGGAGGUGAUGGAACACAAUGAGGAGAGCAAGGAUCGGACUAUCAUGUUGAUGGGUGUUUCUGCUCAGAAGAUUUCUGUUCGGCUAAAGCGGGCCAUGGUCCAUAAGGGCACACAGACAGAAUCAGUCACUUGGGUUGGCCAUGAAGGCCCUAAUAGCCCCUUUAUGCUGUCUUCUCCAAGAAAGACAGCCCAGGACACUCUUUAUCUACUGCCCAGCUCCAUGUCUCCCUGCCCUAGCCCAGUCUUGGUCCGCAAGCGGGCCUUUGUAAAGUGGGAGAACAAGGAAUCCAUCACAAAAUCGAAGGAGGACCUCCGACACCUCAGACUCCCCACCUAUCAGGAUCUGGAGCAGGAAAUAAACACUCUGAAGGCAGACAAUGAAGUUCUAAGGACUGAACUAAGAUUUGCUCAGAAGAAAAUUGAGUCUCUUCGACUUGAAAGAAGCAACAAUCAUGUCCUGAGCCAUAAUGAACAUCAAAACUGCUCCUAG
Molecule: messenger RNA, 2440 nt
Organism: Gracilinanus agilis (Agile Gracile Mouse Opossum)
Lineage: Eukaryota; Metazoa; Chordata; Mammalia; Didelphimorphia; Didelphidae
Gene: RASGRP1
Product: RAS guanyl releasing protein 1
Exons: 17
Coding region: 44-2440 (798 amino acids)
Biological process (GO): positive regulation of GTPase activity; Ras protein signal transduction
Cellular component (GO): plasma membrane
Molecular function (GO): calcium ion binding; guanyl-nucleotide exchange factor activity
Source: RefSeq, a predicted model, not a curated record